CUCGCAUCUUUCUUUUGCGUGCUUGAUAGUCUUUGACUUGAUAAACGUAAUUGAAGCUGCUUGUUGUCUUUCUCUUUUCAUUUUGCCUUUGCUGAUAAGUUCAUUCAUUUCGAUAUGGAAUCUCCAAAUACGAUGUCCCCGUCUUAUUCUACUACUCUGGGCGCCUCAAACGACUCGAACCUUGAGUUACUUUUGUAUGUGAAGUGUUGUGUCCGUUGAGGAUCUAGGUUCUUGUUUAAUGGGAGUGCGUUCGUUGACAAAGCAAUUAGUAAGGUCGAGGAAUCCUUCGGGAGGGAAAAUAGAAAUUUUGUAUAUCCAAAAGAUUGCGUUCCAUAGGCCCCUUAACUUGCACUUGCCUGAAGGCGAGGCAUUAUGCCCGACUAUUCUUUCAAAAAUUUUAUUCAAAGAUGGAUUGGCAUACGUUUAACUAUGUUGACACUGCGUUAGCAUGCUGCUAUCUUGCCCUAAAGGUCCAAGAUUCGAAAGAGUGGCGAGCACUGUCGGUCAAAGAAUUCCUAAGGAUCACUUAUCCGUCGUGGAGGGAUAAAUGUGAUCGAAGUACAGAGACUAUGGAGUACAUCUUGCCUCGAAUGGAGUGCAUCGUACUCAGUGGGAUCAACUUUGACCUGACUCUCAACAUUCCGCAUAAGUAUGUGCAGAAGUGCUGUCACGCGGCAUAUGGAGUGUGUUGUGAGGAGGUGAACAAGCGUCUGCCGAGCUUGCCCUCGAAGGACGUCGACUUUGUCCACCUCAUUCGCUUUUUUCUUGACAUUGUACUCUCUUCCUGGCUCUGUAUUGUCUACGAGCCCAAAGUCCUGGCCGCUGCUGCCGUGCAAUACGCCUCGGAGAAGCACAUCGCCCACUUGAAGGCGUUCUACCGUCCGUCCUGGCUGGCCUCGCUGGGCCUUUCCGACUCCGAGGUGCAAAACAUUCUCCGGCAGCGCCACGAGCUUUCCUACCGCCUCAAAGCCCAGCAAUCGAAGGAAUCGGGCGCCGAGCAGCGCGCUGCGAGUCGGCGGCCGCGCACGCCGCUCUCCGACUCCAGUCCCGACCUCGGCGAUCUGGCCAAGCGCGCCCGCCUGCAGCCGCCCGCCUCCAAGUCCCCCCGAGACUCCAGGGACUCCAGGGACUCCAGAGAUUCCAGAGACUCCCGAGAUUCCCGGUCUCCUCGCGACUCUCGCGACUCUCAAGACCCCUCGGUUCCCUUGGUUCCCUUGGUUCCCUUGGUUCCUCUGGUUCCUCUGGUUCCCUCGGUGUCCGGGGCCUCGUCCCCCUCGCAGAGCGCGCCCGCGCCCAUCGCGCCCAUCAUUCCCAACCUGCGUAGCUCCGCGCAGCCCGCGCCGCUGAUCCCCGUCCAGCCCGCGCCCUUGCUCCACUCGGCCCCGCUGGCCCCGCUGAUCCAGGCCGUCCGCGACGACUCCAGCGCGCAGCCCGCGCCGCUGAUCCGAUCGGCCGCGGGCGCGGCGCAGCCGGCACCCCUGCAGCCCGCGUCGGUGGGCACAGAGGCUGCCAAAGAGUCGUUCUGGAGGCCGCACGCAGCGCCGUUUCCGGCGUAUAAACGGACCGCGGGGACCAAACAGGAACUCGUUGUAAACGCUAUUUGAGGGAGACGCGCCCUCGUUCCUUUACUGAACCAUACAAAAUAAAAAUAAAAAUAAAACCAUUAUAACUAUACUAUAACUGCCGAAC
This is a messenger RNA of Blastocystis hominis, 1689 nucleotides long. RefSeq lists its product as hypothetical. The record is from RefSeq and is a predicted model, not a curated record. NCBI's taxonomy places the organism in Eukaryota, Bigyra, Opalinata, Blastocystidae. Gene Ontology annotation, cellular component: nucleus. Gene Ontology annotation, molecular function: cyclin-dependent protein serine/threonine kinase regulator activity. The transcript has 7 exons. Gene Ontology annotation, biological process: regulation of transcription by RNA polymerase II. The coding region runs from base 408 to 1604 and encodes 398 amino acids.